GCGGGAUGGAGAGACCAGCCUCCCCCUCAGGCCCGGAGGGCAGGAAAGGGCCAGGAGCGGGAGCGGCUGGAGAGGAGAUGCGGGCGCACCCCGGGGGCGGGCAGGGCUGAGAGAGGUGCGGGCAGUGAGAGAGACAGCCCCGGCGCUGGGGAGGGCAGGGAAGCAAGAUGGCGGCUUCCCUGUGGCUGAGCUGCGGCGGCAAGGGGGUGGCGAGGCUGCUGCUGCGGGGGCGGCCGGCUCCGGGCGUUGGUGUGUUUUUCCCCGGUGGAGGAGGCUGGAGGCGUCUGCGCGGGACCCCAGAGCUGCUGGGUACGCCUGGUAUUAAAGUUCUCAUGCCUGCACUUUCUCCUACAAUGGAAGAAGGAAACAUUGUGAAAUGGUUAAAAAGGGAAGGUGAAACAGUGAAUGCUGGAGAUGCAUUGUGUGAAAUUGAAACAGACAAAGCAGUGAUUACCAUGGAAUCAAGUGAUGAUGGCAUAUUGGCUAAAAUACUGGUGGAAGAAGGAAGCAAAAAUGUACGCUUGGGCGCACUAAUCUGUCUGCUGGUAGAGGAGGGACAGGACUGGAAGCAAGUUGAAAUACCAGCUGAUGGUAGUGAACCAUCUCCUCUGGCUCCACCAGCACCUGCGCUUACCUCAACUCCUGCAGGUCCUUCAGUUUCAGCCCCUCCUAAACUGGAACAUCAUCCUGGAAAGUUGCAGGUUCGCUUAAGUCCUGCUGCUCGCAACAUUCUGGAGACACAUGGACUAGAUCCAAGCAAUAUUACACCUUCUGGGCCUCGAGGAAUCUUCACUAAAGAGGAUGCUCUCAAACUUCUGCAAGAGAAGCAGAAGGGCAAACCCAGUGAAUUGAAACCUGUGGUUUCUCCAGCUCCUCCCCAGCCUACUGCAGUGCCUUCUGCUUCACAAGCAACAGCUGUGACUUCUGCUUCUCCAAGGCCAGCAGUUCCACCAGUUUCCACACCAGGACAACCUGCUGCACUGGGCACAUUCACAGAAAUCCCAGCUAGCAACAUCCGAAGAGUUAUUGCUAAGAGAUUAACAGAAUCUAAAACUACUAUACCUCAUGCAUACGCUGCUGCUGACUGUGACAUUGAUGCUAUUUUGAAAUUAAGAAGAGAAUUGGCCAAAGAUGACAUUAAAGUGUCUGUAAAUGAUUUUAUUAUCAAGGCAACUGCAGUUACGCUGAAGCAAAUGCCAGAUGUGAAUGUAACCUGGGAUGGAGAAGUCUGCAGGCAGCUGCAGUCCAUUGACAUUUCUAUUGCUGUGGCAACAGACCGGGGUCUCAUUACACCAAUCAUAAAAGAUGUUACUGCCAAGGGAAUAAAGGAAAUUGCUGCCUCUGCAAAGACUCUAGCAAAGAAAGCAAGAGAUGGAAAACUGUUACCAGAAGAGUACCAGGGAGGAUCUUUUAGUAUCUCCAAUCUAGGCAUGUUUGGCAUCAAUGACUUCACUGCAGUCAUAAACCCUCCACAGGCCUGCAUCCUAGCUGUGGGCCGAGCAAGACCAGAGCUGAAGAUUGUGGAAGAUGAAGAAGGGAAUGAGAAACUUAUGCAGCAUCAACUCAUGACAGUGACUCUUUCAAGUGAUGGUCGGGUGGUAGAUGAUGAACUGGCUUCAAAGUUUCUGAAGACCUUGAAAGCGAACAUAGAGAAUCCAAUGAGACUUGCCUUGUGUUAAA
Aquila chrysaetos chrysaetos is the source of this 1680-nucleotide messenger RNA. It is a transcript of the gene PDHX, whose product is annotated as pyruvate dehydrogenase complex component X. The record is from RefSeq and is a predicted model, not a curated record. Gene Ontology annotation, cellular component: pyruvate dehydrogenase complex; mitochondrion. NCBI's taxonomy places the organism in Eukaryota, Metazoa, Chordata, Aves, Accipitriformes, Accipitridae. Gene Ontology annotation, biological process: pyruvate decarboxylation to acetyl-CoA. Gene Ontology annotation, molecular function: dihydrolipoyllysine-residue acetyltransferase activity. The transcript is spliced from 12 exons. Bases 168 to 1679 code for a protein of 503 amino acids.